Molecule: messenger RNA, 860 nt
Organism: Arachis stenosperma
Lineage: Eukaryota; Viridiplantae; Streptophyta; Magnoliopsida; Fabales; Fabaceae
Exons: 1
Coding region: 204-665 (153 amino acids)
Source: RefSeq, a predicted model, not a curated record
GACAACCAAGAAAACAGACAUUUUACCUUUUUGAAAGCCCUACACACUAACCCCCCCACAUCUGGUUUGCUCUUUAAGAAACUAACCAUUUUUUUCAUCCCCUUUCAGCUUUCUUCUUCAAGAGUGUUCUCCAUUAAAUUUUCUAUUAGAUAUGUAAUUAACAACCCAUGCUUCAAUUCUAGGCUUCAAUUUAAGUUUCCCGGAUGGAAGUUCAGUCCCCAGCGAUGAAGCGCCACUACGAUCUCAGCAUGUCGAGAAGAACGCGGAAGCUUAACUUACCAGUGGUGGUGCAAUUCAACAAUGAUGAUGAUGAUGAUGAGAAAUUCAAGCCUGUAGUGUCACCGAAGAAGAGUGAUAAUAACAAUAACAGUGAACACAAAAGCUUGAAGCAGCUGAUCAACAUAGUUGAAGAGAAAAACUCAUCAAGAAACAAGUGCAAUGGCGAAGGAGGAAGCAAUAAUAACAAAGGAAGGAACUCGCUAGGAGAGCACUUCAACGAGGAAGAGAAGCAGCUUCAGCUUGUUGUGGUGCCACAGAAGGAGAAUAACAACAAUCUCAGUGGCCUCAAGUUCAACAAGUUGGUACGUCGCUAUGCCAAAGUUUUAGGACAUUUCAUGAAGAAACCUGAAUCUGGAAAGAAACCUGUUUUCAAGUUAUCAACCUAGAACGGAUUAUAAAUAUAUAAAUAUUUCAAUUAUGUAUGUGCACAUCAUCAUAUAUACUUGGGCAGCAAAAUGCCUUCAAUUUUUUUUCUCUGUGCUUAUUCUUAUUAUCAGUUAUAUUUCUUGCACUCAUAUAUAUUGGGAUUAUAUAUACACAGAGACACUAGUACUAUUCAAAUAUGUCAUUAACAUAUUAGU